Asparagus officinalis (garden asparagus) is the source of this 2826-nucleotide messenger RNA. Its product is annotated as dipeptidyl aminopeptidase 4. The transcript is spliced from 5 exons. Lineage: Eukaryota; Viridiplantae; Streptophyta; Magnoliopsida; Asparagales; Asparagaceae. Gene Ontology annotation, molecular function: serine-type peptidase activity; dipeptidyl-peptidase activity. The record is from RefSeq and is a predicted model, not a curated record. Gene Ontology annotation, biological process: proteolysis. The coding region runs from base 79 to 2409 and encodes 776 amino acids.
AAAGAAGAAAAAAAAAACCAGAUCUCUUUUUCUCCCCCAAAACCCCCCAGAAUAUCCUCCUCUCUCUUUCUCGAUCUGAUGCGAGAUCGAGAAAUCGAGGGAGAGAUCAAACGAGAGGAGAAAAAGCCAAGAACGGCAUCCUCAAUGCCUCAUCUCACCGAUCCCGACUCCGACUCCGACUCCUCCUUGUUUUCAGUCGAAGAGAUCGUGCAAUGUCCGUUGCCAGGCUACGUGGCGCCCUCUGGCAUCAGCUUCAGCCCUGAUGAUCGAAUCGUCACUUACCUCUUCAGCCCUGAUUCUAGUCUUUAUCGGAAAGUUUUCGCCUUUGACACCGGCCGCGGUCGGCAUGAGUUGGUUUUCGCGCCGCCGGGAGGGAGUGGGCUCGAUGAGAGUAAUUUGUCGGCGGAGGAGAAGUUGAGGAGGGAGAGGUCGAGGGAGAGGGGGUUGGGGGUGACGAGGUACGAGUGGAGGGCGAGGGCGAACGGAAAGCCGGAGAUCAUGGUGCCGUUGCCUUCCGGGGUUUAUUUCCAGGGUAUUUCUGGUUCUUCUGAACCAGAGUUGAAGUUGGAGAGCACUGUGGAUUCUCCUAUUAUUGACCCUCAUCUGUCACCAGAUGGAGAUAUGAUUGCUUAUGUGAAGGAUGAUGAGCUGCAUGUUUUAGAUUUGUCAAGUGAAGAGUCAAAACAGUUAACAGUUGGCGCAAGAGGAAAUAGGAAGACUCAUGGCCUUGCUGAAUAUAUUGCACAGGAGGAGAUGGAUAGAAAAACUGGGUUCUGGUGGUCACCUGAUAGCAACUAUAUUGCGUUUACUGAAGUUGAUUCCUCUGCAAUACCGCUUUUUAGAAUUAUGCAUCAGGGUAAAAGUUUUGUUGGUUCAGAUGCACAGGAAGACCACGCAUACCCCUUCGCAGGAGCAGCAAAUGUCAAAGUUCAGCUGGGAGUUGUUUCUUGUUAUGGUGGGGAAGUCACUUGGAUGGAUCUUGUUUGUGGAGGGAAGUAUCACGACAGUGGCGAUCAAGAAUACUUGGCGAGAGUUAAUUGGAUGCCUGAUAACACUCUUAUGGUUCAGGUUCUCAAUCGAGGCCAAUCCAGAUUGAAGAUUCUCAAGUUUGAUAUUAGGACUGGCCAAAAGGAAGUUGUGCUUGUCGAAGAACGGGAUGUGUGGAUCACCUUGCAUGAUUGCUUCACACCUUUAGAUAAGGGAGCAAAUAGAUUGAGCGGUGGCUUUCUUUGGGCUAGUGAAAAAACCGGUUUCAGACAUCUUUAUCUUCAUGACAAGGAUGGAACUUGCUUGGGACCUAUAACACAAGGCGAUUGGAUGGUCGAACAAGUUGCAGGAGUAAAUGAGAAUGCAGGGCUUGUUUAUUUCACGGCUACGAUGGAUUCACCUCUCGAAGCUAACCUCUAUUGCACGAACCUCUAUCCAGAUUGGAACCAUCCAUUGCAGCAACCUCGAAGGUUGACUCAUGGCCAAGGAAGACAUGCGGUUAUUCUUGAUCACCGUAUGCAAACAUUCGUUGAUGUUCAUGACAAUCUUACUCUUCCACCUACAGUGUGGCUUCGUUAUCUGCAUGACGGAAGCUAUAUAAAGCCUUUAUAUGAGCAGCCACUUACUAUUCCUCGAUUCAGGAAACUUCAGCUUUUGCAACCUGAUAUUGUCCAAAUACCAGCCAAGGAUGGAACAGUUCUAUAUGGCGCUUUAUACAAGCCUGAUGUGAAAAGGUUCGGACCACCUCCUUACAAAACAUUGAUCAGUGUCUAUGGUGGUCCAAGUGUACAGUUUGUAAGUGAUUCGUGGAUAAAUACAGUUGAUAUGAGGGCUCAGUACCUGAGAAACAAGGGAAUUUUAGUAUGGAAGCUAGAUAACAGAGGAACAGCAAGACGAGGACUAAAGUUUGAAGGUUCAUUAAAGCAUAACAUUGGCCGAGUAGAUGCAGAAGAUCAACUCACAGGUGCUGAGUACUUAAUCAAACAAGGUCUAGCUAAACCCGGUCACAUUGGCAUCUACGGUUGGAGCUAUGGGGGUUUUCUCUCGGCAAUGACCCUUGCAAGAUUUCCCAAUACUUUCAAAUGCGCAGUUGCUGGAGCUCCAGUUACAUCUUGGGAUGGCUAUGACACUUUCUACACAGAAAAAUACAUGGGCUUGCCUUCAGAGAACCCAGAAUGCUACGAGUAUGGUUCAGUGAUGCAUCACGUGCAUAAUAUGAUGGGAAAAUUAUUGAUUGUUCAUGGCAUGAUUGAUGAGAAUGUUCAUUUUAGGCACACUGCAAGGCUUGUUAAUGCUUUGAUUGCUGCCGGGAAGACUUACGAGCUGCUUAUGUUUCCAGAUGAGAGGCAUAUGCCUCGUCGGCUUAGGGAUCGGGUUUAUAUGGAAGAAAGGAUUUGGGAGUUUAUAGAGAGGAGCUUGUGAUGGAAGAAUAAGGGUCCUCUCACAACCACCUGCAUGCGAGUGGGAUGCGAGCGGGAGGUUCAGAGCCCCAAAGGAGGAGGGACAGUUACAAAAUUGUCCCCCUAUUUCCACCACUUGUGGCUCAGAACCGCCUGCGAGCAUGCAGGUGGUCCAGAAAGAACUUGAACUCAGUGAUGGAAGGGGUGAAAAUUUGAAUUUCCCCCCAUAUACAGUUACCUAUAUCUCUGUUAUUGUUCAUUAGUUUUUUUUAAUGCUAUUAUAUUAUGCUGGCGGAAAGAUUCAUGAUGCGUUUGUACAAGCUGCAGGAAGUUUUUAUUUAUUGCGUAAUAAAAGAAAUUAUUUGUUAUGUACGUUUGAUAUAGGCACGUUAUGUCAAGGAAUGGCCCCACAAAGUAUUUCUUGAAUAUCGAUUCAAUA